Molecule: messenger RNA, 2523 nt
Organism: Coturnix japonica (Japanese quail)
Lineage: Eukaryota; Metazoa; Chordata; Aves; Galliformes; Phasianidae
Gene: SCN3B
Product: sodium voltage-gated channel beta subunit 3
Biological process (GO): regulation of sodium ion transmembrane transporter activity; sodium ion transport; regulation of heart rate by cardiac conduction
Cellular component (GO): voltage-gated sodium channel complex
Molecular function (GO): sodium channel inhibitor activity; transmembrane transporter binding
Source: RefSeq, a predicted model, not a curated record
CGCGCAUGCCUGCCGUGAGCCGGGCCCCCCACCCGGGUGAGGCUGAGCUCCGCGCAGCCGUUGCCGGCCGAGGGAGGCUGAGCUCCGGCGGAGCGCUCCGGGGCUCCCCAGCAGCCACCUGCUGCUCCCGGAGCCGCCCGGCUCUACCCCGACCCCUGUCCGUGGUGCUGCCUCCGACCCCUGUCCGUGGUGCUGCCUUCGGAGCAUCCUGUUGCGUCGGAUCGUUUGAAGAAGGAGCCGUGCCUGGUGGAUGAGCUCCUCGUUUGGAACAAUGGCUGCGUUGCCACGGCUGAUCUGCGCGUCUUCGGCCGCUUUGGUUGUUUGGGCUGGUUUUUGUUCUGCAGUAUGUGUUGAAGUUCCAUCAGAGACAGAGGCGGUCCAGGGGACGGACAUGAAGCUGCUCUGCAUCUCCUGCAUGAAAAGAGAAGAGGUCACAGCCAGCACAGUGGUGGAAUGGUUCUACAGGCCGGAGGGUGGCAAAGAUGAACCCAUCUAUGAGCACAGGAAAAUGAAUCAUGAAUUUCCAAGCCGCUUCAGUGGUCGGAUACAAUGGAAUGGGAGUAAAGACAUGCAGGAUGUGUCCAUCACUGUGUUAAAUGUCACCUUGAAUGACUCGGGUAUCUACACCUGUAACAUCACCCGGGAGUUUGAGUUUGAGAUUCACCGGCCUCUCUUCACAAGCUCCAGAUUGAUCCACCUCACCGUGGUGGAAGAGGCUGGAGAAGACUUCACCUCAGUCAUCUCUGAAAUCAUGAUGUACAUUCUGCUGGUCUUCCUCACCUUGUGGCUACUGAUAGAAAUGGUCUAUUGCUACAGGAAAGUCUCGAAGGCAGAGGAGGCUGCCCAGGAAAAUGCGACAGACUACCUUGCAAUUCCAUCAGAAAACAAGGAGAACUGUGCCGUGCCCGUGGAGGAAUAGCAGAGAGACGUCUGCAGAGUGCACAGCACCAAGGGGCUCUGAAGACAGAAGGACCACGUCGUGCCAGCCAGGUUUGAGGGGGAGCUCUACGCCGUCAGGAGGAAAUAUGGGGAAGUGUAAAUUCUCUUCCAUUUGCCUUGGACUCUGUACAGCCUUGACUUUGGCCUCAUGACUCCAUUCUGAGCUGCCAGCCCAUUUGUUAAAGGACUCUCCUUUUGAAGCAUGCUGAGCAAAGGGCACAGGGGGUGCGGGCAGCACGGCUCCUUCCCAAGUUUCAGUUCCAUCAUCACGUUAAUGGCUUUGUAACUGUUAAUGUCAUUUCUUAGCUGCUGUCACCACCGCCUUUAUUUGCAAAAUAUGCUAGUUCUCCAUUGCAGACAUUAAGGGUAUGUGUUACUGUUACUCUGACCCACAGGACUGGGAAUAUCUUCAUCUUAAGGUGAUGAUGUUCCUCCACAGCCCAAGAAGUCACUGUAGGUUAAGCAGGAAGAGUUUAAUUAGUGUAGUUGUUGCUCAAUAAGUUCCUUUGGACUUUGGGCUGCCAGGGCAGAUGCAGAGUAGCAUGAGAUGCAUUAAAACAGAUAAAAACAUGUAGUAGGAAGAUGAGUCCCUGUGCUGUGGUCAGACCUGCUUCUGAAGGAGGGAGCUGAGAAUAGAAAUCCUGAAGUACUCCUAAUUUGGGAGGCUGUAUAACGUAAGUAUAAGAACCCCCUGUCCCCUCCCUUUCACUUAGCAAGAGUUGAAGUUCUUAGUUCCUUCCAUUUACCUUGUGCAGCAGGUUUACUCCUCAAGCAUACAGAGUGAUAGGAAUAACCUGUGGAGCCGCGUUCAGCAGCCACAGGAGAGCCAGUAAGACAAGGUAUGCCUUUAACCUGUUCCUGGGGGAUGCUCUGAUAGGAUUCAAACAGGCAAGCAAAGUAAAUAGGAUGCGUAGCCCUCUGGGUGGGACCCAGCUUUGUAAAAUAACCCUUGCAAUUGUGAUGGUUGUCUUAUCCUGUAUUGCAGCACCAUCUAGAGGAAUAGAGAGAAAAUGCUUCUUAUUUUCUCCUAGUCUGUUGUAAUUCUGUUUUGUGCUUAGUCACCAAUUUGAAUAGUCAGUAUUUAUUGUAAAUGACACAUUUCUGCACAGGAAAUACACUAUAAGUUCAAUGGUACCUAUGCAAAUGUACCUUCUGAAUCGUAAUAGCUUAAGCAGAGUGCAAUUAGUUUUCUGGCUUCAAACGUAGAUUAGUUGAGCACAGCCACCAUAUUAUAAAGAAGAAACAGGCAGAAACGUUGGCCAGGGUGGAGUUGUACUUUAGGAUGAAGUGGGGAAAGAUGGAGGGGUUUUUCCUAUGGGAGAUGUUGUAACAUCCCUGCUGCAAUGGAGCCUUUAUUGCUUGCAAGAGCUGACAAAUUUUGCUACACCGACUGCUUCUAAAUACUACCAAGUGCUUGUGAAUCUCAAGGCAUGCUUAUGUACUGAAUUUCCCCCUGCUUAUGUUCUGCUGCAGUUUGUGUUGCUAAAAAUCAUAGGAAUGUCUCCAUUUUUAAGUCAGGUCCAGGCCGGAUUUCUAACUGGCCUAUGUUCAAAAUUCCUUUAUUAAGAGCAAGGUUCAACUUUA